Molecule: messenger RNA, 1179 nt
Organism: Exophiala bonariae
Lineage: Eukaryota; Fungi; Ascomycota; Eurotiomycetes; Chaetothyriales; Herpotrichiellaceae
Exons: 2
Coding region: 1-1179 (392 amino acids)
Biological process (GO): oligosaccharide metabolic process; glycoside catabolic process
Cellular component (GO): cytoplasm
Molecular function (GO): alpha-galactosidase activity
Source: RefSeq, a predicted model, not a curated record
AUGGGUUGGGACACAUAUAAUGCUUACGGCCUCGAUUACAACGAAACCAUCAUUGCAACGAACGCCGAGAAUUUGGUAAACCUAGGCUUUCGAGACUUGGGCUACAACGUGGUCAUCUUCGACGAUGCUAUGACGGAACGCAAUCGAAGUGAAAAUGGCUCUCUCAUCGAAAAUGCCGCCAAGUUCCCCUCAGGUCUAGCCACUAUUGUCGACACGCUCCAUCGUGACGGCCUCUAUUUCGGCGUCUACAGCUCAGCUGGACGAUUUACGUGCGGAGGGUAUCCGGGAAGCCUGGGAUACGAAACAAUCGAUGCAGAAUGGUGGAGCAGUCUAGGGGCUGACUAUCUGAAGUACGACAACUGCUACAAUGAGGGUCUAUCCGGCACGCCGAAGCUGAGUCAAGACCGCUACGCCGCCAUGUCGAAUGCUUUGAAUUCGACCAGCCGCCAGAUCACCUACAGUCUCUGCAACUGGGGGGACGACAAGCCAUGGGAGUGGGCAUCGACAAUCUCAAAUUCGGCGCGAAUGAGCGGCGACAUCGCCGACACCUUCGACAUGCCUACGUCCAGCUGCCCCUGCGGCCCGGAUGAAUACUACUGCCAGCUACCGGGAUACGGAUGCAGCGUGGUCAACAUCCUGGGAAAGGCAAGCCACAUCACAAGCAAGAACCAACCAGGGUACUGGAACGACCUAGACAUGCUGGAGGUGGGCAACGGCGGGAUGGACUACGAGGAGAACAAGCUGCACUUCAGCAUGUGGGCGGCGAUCAAGAGCCCGUUGAUCAUGGGCAACAAGCUCGACAAGCUCAGCCCCGAAGACUACGCCAUCCUGCUCAACCCGGCCGUCCUGGCCAUCAGCCAGGACCCCAGCGGGAGUGCCAUCCAGCGGAGACUCGUCAGGCAGGUUGACGACACGGAUGAAUAUGGCUUUGGCGAAGUUCAGGUCUGGUCUGGCUCUCUGAAUAACAGCGACCAGGUCGUCGCGUUUCUCAACGUCGCCAACGCGUCGCGCACGAUGACGUUCUCGCUCGUCGACGUCUUUGGUGGAAUCAGAACCACCGAAAAUGCUCAGAAGAGCUGGGAUCUGUUUGAUGUCUGGGGAAAUGAAACUGUCAUGGCCAAUGACGUGGCCAGCCAGGUGUUGAAUGGCACGCUUGCUGUCGGAAACGCCACAGGCUAG